Lepus europaeus (European hare) is the source of this 4649-nucleotide messenger RNA. It is a transcript of the gene LITAFD, whose product is annotated as LITAF domain containing. Gene Ontology annotation, molecular function: zinc ion binding. The record is from RefSeq and is a predicted model, not a curated record. Gene Ontology annotation, biological process: regulation of cytokine production. The transcript is spliced from 6 exons. Bases 168 to 473 code for a protein of 101 amino acids. Lineage: Eukaryota; Metazoa; Chordata; Mammalia; Lagomorpha; Leporidae.
CGGCCGGGAGCGCCACGACCGCACGGAGGCCACACCCGCGCUGCCCCGGGGAAGCCCCGGGCCGCGCGCUGGAAGCCCCUGCACGAGGUGAAGAAAUUGAGGCCCGGUGACCCACGGCAGAGCCUGGUUAUCCUAAGGAGCCUCCACCUCCCUACUCUCCUCUGAGAAUGCCAGGGCCGUCCCCGAUGUACUACCAAGAGUCCCAAGCUGCGCACGCAGCACCCUACAGCAGCAUGCCGAGGGUAACGACGUCCAUGCCGAUGCAGACCUUGUGUCCCUACUGUGGGAACUACGUCAUCACCGAGACCUCCCCGGUCCCCGGCCUCCUCGCCUGGCUGCUGUGCACUGGCCUCUUUGUGUUUGGGUGCUUCCUGGGCUGCUGCUUCCUCCCCUUCUGCGUGAGGAGCUUCAUGGACGUGAGGCACACGUGUCCCGUGUGCAAGCAGGAGCUGUUCCGGCACCACCGCCUGUGACCGUCCAGAAUAAACGAGGGACGCCCCUCGGGCCGUCAGCCUCCUCACCCGAUCUCCGCUCUGUGAAGCGCCCAGUCAGGUGGGUGAGCUCUCAGCUUGCCCUGGCACCCCCCAGGGCUGGCGGGAAGCUCAGAGCGGGCAGUUGGCUCCGGGGUCAGUCACUGGAUAAGGAGCCAAACAGCUCAGCCUCGCAGUGCUCCUAGGGUUGGAGAGGCCCAGAGGGACCUGCAGAUCGGACCCUUCCUGGGGGAAGGGGGAGUGGGAGGUGGAGCUAAACUUCACGGCACAGCCAGGCAAUUUUACAGUUCUGCUAGUACGACUAAUACUGUCCUACACAUCAUAUCCCCAACUGAGUUUCCCAGAGGCUGGGGAAGACGCAGUGGCCCCAAGUGCCGGGCUUUACUGCGAUGCUCACACCCGCCCCGGCACCCCAGGAGGACGGCACCGGCCCCGCCCGCGGCAGCAGAAGCCAGGCUGACGCUGGUCCCAAGGCGGUACCUGGACAGGAACUCGGCUGUCUACCCGAGACCGCUCCAUCAGUGAGAACAGGUGUGUGCGGAGGACGGCGCUUUCACGGGCUGUGCCGGUCUCCGGCCCGGCAGGCAUUCCUGGAAGCCUGGUUCUCAGGCAGAAGCCAACUUGCCUGCAUCCCGUCAUGCCAGCCAGGGACGGCCGAGCUCUGGGACGAUGGUGCUGGAUGCGAGGCUGCUCCCCUUCUCCUACCGCUGAGGACCAGGGAGCUGCGUGUGAGCCAAGUCUGCUGCAGGAUGGGGAGGCAGCUUCCAGCUCGAGAGCCAACUCACCGGCCUUUGAGGACUGGACCGUGGGGCCUCCGGUAAAUGAGGAACCCAGUACCCGGGACCCGAUCCAAGCGCAGCGUCUAACAGUGAGGCUGGCUCCAUAGGCUCUGAUCCCACGUCCACCAAGCAACCUGCUGACUGCGAGUCAGGUUCCCCGCAGGUCUGUGGACUGCAGGAGCGACUCAGCCCUGCGACAGCUUCCAAUCUGCCUUGCAGCUCCUCUGAGCAACGCGGUGCUGGGGGUGGCACAGCAGGGCUCCGCUUCCCAGGAAUCACCGACACACCAGCCUCGAGGUCCUGUCCAGCUGCAGCCAGCAACCUUCCUUGGCCCCCACACCCCAACCCUGGCACUGACACUGCCCAUGCCGAUGUCACAGGGCGGCUGCGAGGUUUACCAAUGAGGCCAUGCCCUAGCCCCCAACCACCACCUGCACCUCCCAGGCAGCCCCAGGUUCCUAGGGAGGCUGUGCUCCGCCCUCGGCAGGUGCGCCUGGCAGUCAGGUAAGGGAUCGGGGGCUGUGUCCGUUCAUCACAUUGCCAGGUCUGGGCUCUGCAUGACCGCAGGCUGUGGGCCCUGUUCACGGGACCCAGCACACACGCCUUUCAUGAACGCUCUGAGGCCGGCUUCUUGGCUACUGUCCCCAUGGCAAGCUUGGCCAGAGCCGAAGGCCAGGAGGCACCCACCCUGCCCCUUUAUCAGAGGAGCACCGGGAAGGGUGGAUGCCCCUGGCUCUAUCAGUGGCCACAGGGCUGCCUGGCCACACUGCCCCUCCCAGCCAGGAGUCCUUGGCUGGCAGGAGAGUCACACCCGCUGCAGGGAGGGGCCGCCCAGGCCAGCUGAGAGCAAUUUCUGCUCCCGCCCCCACCACUCUGCUCACUAGGUGAGGCCACUGUCCCCAGCGACCCUUCCCCGCACCCAUCACAACCUUGUCUCCAUUCAGGAGUGGGGCCACCCAGGCGCUCUGGGCCCUCAGGAGGGCCUGGGGAGACUGUACCUGUUUACUACUGCUCAGGGAACGUGCCUGACUGCUGCCUGGGUGCUCCAUCUGGGUCUGCCAUGCAGGUGGGGACCCAUCACUGCCGCCCACCAGGCUCCACAGGAACAGGGAGCCGGAGCCAGGAAUUGGACCCCCGCCCAGGGAGGAUGGGGCUGAACCCCACCCUGGGCACAGCUUCUCCUGAAGAGGUCAUAAAAAACUUCUCCAGCACCCUCACUAGUGGGCCAGUAACUCAACAGCUGGGAGGAGAGCGGUUAGCACAUACCCAGCCCUGGCUCCAAGUGUGGCUGUUGCCACACCAUGACACCUUCACACCCGGAGUGGGAAUCUGAAUGACCCUGUUCACCCAAGGCCUGUGCCUUUAAGAUUUAUUUGAAAAAUUUAGGUAGAGCCAGAGAGAGAAAGGUCUUCUAGGAAGGUUCACUUCCUAGAUGGCUGCAACAGUUGGAGAUGAUCUGAUUUGCAGCCAGAGCCAGGCGCUUCUUCCGGGUCUCCCGCAUGGAUGCAGGGGCCCAAGGACUUGGGCCAUCUUGUACUGCUUUGCCAGGCCAUAGCAGAGCUGGAUUGAAAGUGGGCCAGCUGGGACUCGAACCGGUGCCCAUAUGGGAUGCUGGCACUGCAGCACUGCAGGGCAGGGCUUUAAUCCACUGUGCCACAGUGCUGGCCCCAAGCUUCCACAUUUCAAACCAGACGGACUCCUUGACCCUUGCGUCCAGGGGUCAGUGAAACUACACGAGGCCUGUGUGAGUGUAGGUCUUCACGCUCCCGUUCCCGCGUCGUCUCUGAGGGGGACGGAUCAGCCGGCUCGGCCAUCCCAGCACAGUGACCCCGAGGGGCUCAGGGCUCCUGUUGUUUCACUGGGACCUUGGUAAACUGCUCUAACAUCCAUCCCAGACACCAUAAGACAGCCACCUCGGAACAAUGCUGUGGGAUGCCAGCGUUGCCCAGCCCCGCCCACUCCCCCGGACUGUCGGCUCCAGUCCGCCUGUUCCGCUUCUGAUCCAGCUCCCUGCUCAGGUGCCUGCGAAAGCAGUGGACAACCACUGAAGUGCUUGCGCCCCUGUCUCCCAUGGGGGAGACCCGAUGGAAGCCCUCUCCGUCCUCCUAACUCUGGCUUUCAGAUAUUUAAAAAAAUAAGCAAGCGUUCAGUUGUGGCAAGCAUGCACCUGUGGAAGCAUCUCUAGUUCUUAGCUGUACAAGCCACGGAGGAGGGGCUGCUGCCAGCCCAGGCGCUCACGGGUGUCCCACUGCUGUCUGGACAGCAUCAGCACACCAUAGACGGGUUAAAGGGAGCUGACCAAGAGCAGUGUUUGCUUUCAUUAGCUGUAGAACUAGAACAUCUACCCCUGUGUCCCCAAAGCCAGAGUAAAACUGCUGACACUGCAACUGGGAGCGAACAGAAAGUGCAGCACGGGAGGGACAUGCUACACAGCUGUCAGAACCAAGCAAGGGAGGAGCAGUCUCCCAGCACAGAGGUGGCGGCUGGCUCUGGCUGCUUCCCCUGGCCAUGGGGGCUCUUCCUGCAGAGCCAGAGACACCCCCCCCCCCCAAUGGCCUGUUCCUGUGCCACUGGCGCAAGGCACUUAUGAACCAGAUGGCACACACUACAGUAGGAAUAGAGACAGCAAAUCAGCCCCCGGUACCAACCAGCCUAGAGAUGGAGAAAUCCCUGCCCUGGGUGUGGGCAAAACGAGCCAGCAGGACGCUGGGCGGGCAGGAAGGCCCUGACCCAGCACAGGAAGGCUGUGUUCAAGGGCCCCACUUCUAACCCAGGUCACACCACGUGGGUCACAGCACUCGUGUGCAGGCCUCUCUGGACCCCCCUCCCCCCGCAGACCCCCUAAAACACUACUUCCAGUCAUCCCAUUUGCACAUGGGGUCCUUCCUUCCAGAGAGCAUUUUAUUUCUCAAACCCACACACGACUGCUAGUUAAGGGGGCACCAAGGCAAAACCCGACCUCCACUGCGAGGGAGAACAGCCCAGUGAGCCCUGCUCAGCGUCGUGGGUUCCACAGCCAGGCCCGGGGCGCAGAGACCCUCCUCCUACGCCACUCACUGAAUUGUACUUUUUAUAGAAAAUUUUAUUCAACAUACAACAUUUUCCAGCAAAAAGGCAAUAUACAGGAAGAGUUGGUGUACACUGCUGCUACAGGAACAAACAAAAGAUACUGGGCAAGGAUGGAGAUGCGUGUGAUCUGCUGAUCUACUGUACUGCACUCAAACUAGACACGCGGCGUCAGCUCAGAACAAAAGCAAACGAGGCUGGGACCGAGAACCACACGAAGAGCAGACACCAGUGAGGUCCCCUGCGCGCACCGGCAGAGGAGCCUCCGCCGCUGGCGAAGUGUACAUGGUCGUUCAUUAAAUAUACAAUUUCA